CCCAGGUCCCUAGCUCCUCUUACUGGAAUCCUCGAUUUACUGUCAAGCUCCAGAAGAUGGCGGCGAUGGACAAUCUCGACUUCGACCGAGAUAAAGAUCUGGCAAAAGAUUUUCUUUCUCACUUUGCGGAUCCAGAUGGAGAAGCCAAAUACAUGAAUAUGCUUCAAGAUGUUGCGAAUCAUAAAAUGAAGGCCGUUCACAUCGAGCUUGAAGAUUUAGUGAAUUACAAGGACUUGGAUGAAGACUUCCUUAGGCGGGUCACGGAAAAUACCCGGCGUUACAUACAAAUUUUUGCCAACACAAUUGAUGAGCUCAUGCCUGAGGCCACCGAGCCCUUCCCUGACGAUGAUCAAGAUAUCCUAAUGACCCAGAGGUCCGAGGAAGGAACUGAGAAUGCCGAUGGUUCCGAUCCCCAGCAGAAGAUGCCUCCUGAAAUCAAACGUUAUUUUGAAGUUUACAUCAGAGCAUCUCCAAAAGGAAGGCCUUUCACAAUCAGGGAGGUGAAGGCUUCGUACAUUGGCCAGCUCGUGAGGAUAUCGGGGAUUGUUACGCGUUGCUCUGAUGUGAAGCCACUGAUUCAAGUAGCUGUUUAUACUUGUGAAGAAUGUGGAUUUGAAAUUUACCAGGAGGUUACUUCUAGAGUUUUUAUGCCUCUGUUUGAGUGCCCAUCCCAACGCUGCAAGAUAAAUAAAACUAAAGGCAACCUUAUCCACCAGCUCAGGGCAUCAAAGUUUUUGAAGUUUCAGGAGGCAAAAAUCCAGGAAUUGGCAGAACAUGUCCCCAAAGGUCAUAUUCCUCGAACAAUGACAGUCCAUUUCAGGGGAGAACUCACAAGGAAGGUAUCUCCUGGAGAUGUGGUUGAGUUAUCAGGGAUCUUCCUUCCCAUUCCUUACACUGGAUUCAGAGCCAUGCGGGCUGGUUUAAUUGCAGAUACGUAUUUGGAAGCCAUGUCUGUUACCCAUUUCAAGAAAAAAUAUGAGGAAUAUGAACUCAGAGGAGAUGAGGAAGAACAGAUAUUGCGCUUAGCUGAGGAUGGUGAUAUUUACAAUAAGUUGGCACGCUCUUUAGCUCCGGAAAUUUUUGGACAUGAAGAUAUUAAGAAAGCUCUUCUUCUUCUUCUAGUUGGUGCUCCUCAUCGGAAAUUAAAGGACGGUAUGAAGAUUAGAGGAGACGUACAUCUUUGUUUGAUGGGUGAUCCAGGUGUUGCAAAAAGUCAGCUUCUUAAGCACAUAAUUAAUGUUGCACCAAGAGGUGUAUACACCACUGGCAGAGGAAGCAGUGGAGUUGGUCUAACUGCAGCCGUUCAGAAGGACCCAGUGACAUAUGAAAUGGUUCUCGAAGGUGGAGCAUUGGUUUUAGCUGACAUGGGUAUAUGCGCUAUUGAUGAAUUUGACAAGAUGGACGAAUCUGAUCGAACAGCGAUACAUGAAGUAAUGGAGCAGCAGACUGUGAGUAUUGCAAAGGCUGGGAUUACUACAUCUUUGAAUGCGAGGACCGCUGUCCUUGCUGCUGCUAAUCCAGCAUGGGGAAGAUAUGACUUGCGAAGAACACCAGCCGAAAACAUCAAUCUCCCUCCAGCGCUGUUAUCAAGAUUUGACCUUCUAUGGUUGAUCUUAGAUAGAGCGGAUAUGGAUGCUGAUCUUGAAAUGGCUAGGCAUGUUGUAUAUGUCCACCAGAACAAAGAGUCUCCUGCUCUUGGAUUUACUCCACUUGAACCAUCUGUCCUGCGGGCCUAUAUAUCGGCGGCAAGAAAACUGUCUCCUUCUGUCCCAAGGGAGUUGGAGGAGUAUAUAGCUACUGCAUAUUCCAGUAUAAGGCAAGAGGAGGCAAAAUCAAAUACACCCCAUUCGUAUACCACUGUUAGAACCCUGCUCAGCAUUCUCAGAAUAUCAGCUGCACUGGCUAGACUUCGGUUCUCCGACACUGUUGCCCAGAGUGAUGUGGACGAGGCCCUAAGAUUAAUGCAAAUGUCAAAGUUCUCUUUGUAUUCAGAUGAUCGCCGAAGAUCAGGCUUGGAUGCAAUCUCAGAUAUAUAUUCAAUCUUACGUGAUGAAGCUGCAAGGGCAAACAGGAUGGAUAUAAGCUAUGCCCAUGCCCUUAACUGGAUUUCUCGAAAGGGAUACAGUGAAGGCCAAUUGAAAGAAUGUUUGGAAGAAUAUGCAGCCUUGAACGUGUGGCAGAUCCACCCGAACACGUUUGAUAUCCGAUUCAUAGAUGCCUGAUCCUGAUCCUGCUUCAGGAAUUUGCAUUACUGACUGUAGGUGCAAGUCUAGUCGAAAUUGAUAACGUUCGGGAGUGGGGACUAAUGGGUCAGCGUGUUAAUAUUGUGUGUGUUGUCAUGAUUGGAAGUCUAAACCUGUACCCACUCCUUUUUUUCUCUGAAUGUAGCGAGUAAAGCUUUUAGCUGAGACUCCCAGCUUCUGCUACUGUUGAGAUGAGAUUAUUAUUUCAUUAUACGGAGUAGUUGGGAUGGGAUGUGGAGGCCAUUCGCCGGUGA
Molecule: messenger RNA, 2497 nt
Organism: Coffea eugenioides
Lineage: Eukaryota; Viridiplantae; Streptophyta; Magnoliopsida; Gentianales; Rubiaceae
Product: DNA replication licensing factor MCM7
Exons: 15
Coding region: 57-2222 (721 amino acids)
Biological process (GO): DNA replication; double-strand break repair via break-induced replication; DNA strand elongation involved in DNA replication
Cellular component (GO): MCM complex; nucleus
Molecular function (GO): ATP binding; single-stranded DNA helicase activity; single-stranded DNA binding
Source: RefSeq, a predicted model, not a curated record